Sporisorium graminicola is the source of this 942-nucleotide messenger RNA. RefSeq lists its product as uncharacterized. Lineage: Eukaryota; Fungi; Basidiomycota; Ustilaginomycetes; Ustilaginales; Ustilaginaceae. The record is from RefSeq and is a predicted model, not a curated record. Bases 1 to 942 code for a protein of 313 amino acids. The transcript has a single exon.
AUGGCCACCGCCGCUUCGACCUCUGCCUUCGACCGCGAAGAUGUCCAGUUCCCCUCUGGCGGCGAACUCUGCGCCGCAUGGCUUUACCGACCCACUGGUGCACCUUUGCAAAAAGCUUCGAGCUCGAGCAAGCCGCGGCUGUAUCCGGUUGUGGUCAUGGCCCAUGGUCUCGGCGGGAUCAAGGAGAUGGGGCUCGACCGGUACGCUUCGUGUUUUGCCGAGCUGGGCAUCGUGUGCCUUGUGUUUGACUACCGACAUCUGGGCGAGAGCGGUGGGACGCCGCGGCAGCUGAUCGACAUCCAGCGCCAACUCGACGACUACGUGGCUGCAAUCGACUAUGCCGCGCAGCUCGAGUUUGUGGAUAAGCAGCGCAUCGGUGUUUUUGGAAGCAGCUUCAGUGGCGGACAUGUCAUUGAGGUCGCGGCUAGGGACAAGAGGGUCACCGCUGUCGUGUCCCAGUGUCCCUUCACCAACGGUUUCCACUCUGCGCGGUGUGCGGGCAUCCUUCCUAUGUUCCAGCUGUUGGGUCUGGCCAUCCGCGACGUGCUGUUUACACGCAAGGACGAGAUCGUCUCGAUCAAGCUGGCGGGCAAACCCGGUGAAACUGCAAUGAUGAACUCGCACGACGCCAUGACGCUUUACGACCUGGUCCCCCCGCACCUCGAGUCCGAGUACAAAGACUACAUCGCGGCGCGCCUCGUCCUGCACAUCGGCUUCUACUGUCCCGGCUGGAAGACGUCCAAAGUCCACUGCCCCAUUUUGUUCGCCAUUUGCGGCAAAGACUCGGUCUGCCCGUCCGCUCCCACCCUCUCCUACGCUAAAAAAGCCCCGAAAGCCACCAUCAUGCACUACAAGGAUACCGGCCACUUCAAUAUCUACACAGGCGCCAACUUCGACAUGGCAACCAAGGACUACACCAAGUUCCUUCGUAGCAAUCUGUAG